Messenger RNA from Tarenaya hassleriana, 923 nucleotides. RefSeq names its product universal stress protein PHOS32. Lineage: Eukaryota; Viridiplantae; Streptophyta; Magnoliopsida; Brassicales; Cleomaceae. The record is from RefSeq and is a predicted model, not a curated record. The transcript is spliced from 3 exons. Bases 93 to 791 code for a protein of 232 amino acids.
UCAAUGAGGCUCUCUCACAAACAACGUAUUAAAACACAUAUCAAGACAGAACCAAUCUGGAAAAGAAGAAACAGGCAGAGAGAUCGGUCGAGAUGGGGAAACCGGCAGGGUACUGGGUGAACAAGAUUCGGACAUCGUUCAAAGGAAGAUCAUCAAACAAAUCAGACGAAGGAAGUGGUUCUGGUUCUGGUUCUGGUAAGAGAGAUUUCAAACCCACAAAUCCGGGGAAUUCGAAAGAAGAGAAACAGAGAACAGAAGAAUCCAAGAAUGGGGCCGAGAGCGGGAGGAAAGUGAUGAUCGUGGCCGAUGCCACUUCCCAGUCCAAGAACGCUCUUCAGUGGGCAUUGGUACAUUGUGUUCAAGAUGAAGAUAGUAUCAUCCUGCUACAUGUCAUAAAGAAACCAAGAGCACAAGCACCUGGGGAGGAGACACAGAAGGAGAGAGCCUCGAGGGCAUACGAACAACUUCAGCCAUUGAAGAACUUGUGCCAGCUCAAGAAACCUAAUGUAAAAACCGAGAUAGCAGUGGUGGAGGUGGAGGAGGAGAAGGGCCGUACGAUAGUGGAGGAGUCGAAGAAGCAAGGGGCUGGAGCGCUGGUAAUCGGGCAGAGGAAGAGGCAGUCGAAGUGGCGAGUGAUAUGGAGAUGGAGGAGAGAGAGCGGCAAUGGCAGCCUCGUGGAAUAUUGCAUCCACAACGCAGACUGUAUGGCCAUAGCCGUGAGAAAGAAGAGCAACAACGGCGGUUACUUGAUCACCACGAAACGCCAUAAGGAUUUCUGGCUUUUGGCCUGAUUGAUGAUGAUCCCAUCAAAACUCUAUUCGCAUAAACACCCUUUUGUUAUUUGUUACUUGUCCAUUAAUUAAGAAGGCUCAUCACGAAUAUGAUAUUAAUAUAAUAUCUUUGUGCUUAUGAUUCCAGUUUAA